GCACAUUUUGAGCAUUAGUGCACGUUUCACUGUAGUGUUUCUACAAGACAGGUUGUAACAAAUGCUGAUCCAGCUUUAGUUGUUUCUGUUGGAACCCGAUCUUGCGAUGGACUAUCUGAAUUCACAGUCUGGUCUCCAAAAAAGCGAGAAUGGGUUCGCAGAGACGACGGAAGAGGACAGGUCAGGAGCCGAAUGCGAACCUCUUCUCAGAGAGAACCCGCUCCGGUUUGUCAUUUUCCCCAUUCAGUACCCUGACAUUUGGAAGAUGUAUAAACAGGCACAGGCGUCAUUCUGGACUGUCGAAGAGGUUGAUUUGUCGAAGGACCUGGCUCACUGGGACAGACUGAAGCCCGAAGAAAGGCACUUCAUCUCCCACGUCUUAGCUUUCUUUGCUGCUAGCGAUGGAAUCGUCAACGAGAACCUUGUCCAGCGAUUCAGCCAGGAGGUGCAGGUCCCCGAGGCCCGAUGUUUUUACGGUUUCCAGAUCCUCAUCGAGAACGUGCACUCUGAGAUGUACGGCAUGCUCAUUAACACCUACAUCCGGGACCUGAAGGAGAGGGAAUAUCUGUUUAACGCAAUUCAAACUAUGCCCAGCAUAAAAAGGAAGGCAGACUGGGCUUUACAGUGGAUAUCUGACACAAAAGCUACUUUUGGAGAGAGAAUUGUGGCCUUUGCUGCAGUAGAAGGUAUCUUUUUCUCCGGCUCUUUCGCUGCUAUUUACUGGCUGAAGAAGAGGGGUCUCAUGCCAGGACUGACCUAUUCCAAUGAGCUUAUCAGCAGAGAUGAGGGGCUGCACUGUAAUUUUGCCUGUCUGAUGUACAGCUACCUUGUGAGGAAGCCUUCAGAAGAGAGGGUGAGGGAUAUCAUCGCCACCGCAGUCAGUAUUGAGCAGGAGUUUCUGACAGAGGCUUUACCAGUGAAGCUCAUUGGAAUGAACUGCACCUUAAUGAAGCAGUAUAUUGAGUUUGUGGCUGACAGGCUACUGACAGAUCUGGGGCUGUCCAAGAUAUAUGAAGCAGAAAACCCAUUUGAUUUUAUGGAGUCCAUCUCCCUGGAGGGGAAAACCAAUUUCUUUGAGAAACGAGUGGCAGAGUACCAGAGGCUGGGCGUCAUGUCAAACACAGUGGACUGCAGCUUUACUCUGGAUGCAGACUUUUAAAAUUACUUUGGGGUCGUUUAGUUAUUUUGAUCACUUUCAUUUUGCAUUUGAGUUUUGCGUUCAUCUUAAGAAAAUAAUUUUAAACAUAAAGGUCAUUGGCCAGAUAAAGAACUUGUCUGUUUGGUCUUUGCUGGGCGGGCGACCCAAAAGGAGUGUUGCAUAAUAAAGCCUUUUAUGUAACCUUCACACGUUCAUGCAGGAAAGCAGAAAUAUUUUUUUAGCAGGUAUUUUCUCUCUUGACCAGUGUUCCGUUGAUACCAGUCAUGAAUGACACCUCGUACUGACAGUGUUGCAGUAUAGCUUUCAAACAGCUGAAUGCAGAGGCUGUGAAGUAAUCCCCUUUCCCUACAUGUAAGCUAAGCUCUGAGGUACAAUAUCAGGUCUCGACUCCACAGCCACAUUUUAUAGAAGUGCCAGAUAUUGGUAAUGGUAACCAUUUGCUGAUAUUUGGCCAUCUGUUUUGAAAAUGUGGAUUCUUAUCUGAUUAACAGUAUCGUAUUUCUCCUUAUAACCCUGGAGCUAUGAUGAACCACAAAUGUUCAAUAUACUUCAGUGAGUUUGCAGUCAUACAGUAUACAGUGUGCAUAGUAUACAGAAGUAUUUUGUCAUAUGCAAGACGUUUUCAGUAGUGAACUGUCCCCUGUACUACUGAUCAAUCAAUAAAUUUGCUAAAAUAUCUUAA
Lepisosteus oculatus (spotted gar) is the source of this 1841-nucleotide messenger RNA. RefSeq names its product ribonucleotide reductase M2 b (gene rrm2b). Lineage: Eukaryota; Metazoa; Chordata; Actinopteri; Semionotiformes; Lepisosteidae. The record is from RefSeq and is a predicted model, not a curated record. Gene Ontology annotation, biological process: deoxyribonucleotide biosynthetic process. Gene Ontology annotation, molecular function: ribonucleoside-diphosphate reductase activity, thioredoxin disulfide as acceptor. Gene Ontology annotation, cellular component: cytosol.